AUGAAGAAGAGAGCGACGCUGGGGUUCGAAGAAUCGAAGGCCGUGUUUGGUCUGCUGAGAGCAGAGCAACGUCCACUCGAAGAGAUCGUCUCAGACUUCAACUCCUUUUUCUCCCAUGGCCGCCAAUUCAUUCCCUGCUUUUCUAUCUCCAUUCUUUUACAGGAUAAGAAGAUGCUGAGUUCCACUCAACGUUUGAUUGCGUUCGCUAUUCUUCAGCAGGCGUAUUCUUCCCAGAAACCUUCUGCAAAUCCGUUCAUUAGUUUACUAAUAAAUGCUGCAUGUGAUGUUGAAGCUGAAAAAUAUGAGAGGGCACUUAUUCUUCAGCUAUUACAGCUAUUCGGCUCUGAUGGCUCUAGUGGUGGCAAAGAGGAGAAUCUUCUGUUUCAGCUACUUAAACAGUCUGCUGCAGAUUACAUCAAAAGUUUUGAUCCUUCAGUGCAUGCCUUCCCGCAACACGAACAGUUGCAGCAGCAGUAUGCCGAUAAAGUCCAUCCUGAACGAUAUAAUUCUCCACUAAAGGAUAGUUCAGUUAGAAAUGUGGUCGCAGAUCCUGAUGUUCCUUGCGGUUUUGAUGUUAACUCAUCAGAGUUUGAUGUACAACCAGGAGCAAAUCCUAAGCUUGGUUCUGGAGAUAGAGAUGAGACA
Messenger RNA from Prunus avium (sweet cherry), 645 nucleotides. Lineage: Eukaryota; Viridiplantae; Streptophyta; Magnoliopsida; Rosales; Rosaceae. The record is from RefSeq and is a predicted model, not a curated record.